AGUCGGUGGUGGCGGCUGAGUCGGUGGUGGCAGAGACGAAGGCGAUAGAUCCCGGGGGUGGCAGCGGCUGCGAGAGCAGGAUGCUGGUCCGGGUCGGGCUGACGCUGCUGCUCUGUGCGGUGCUACUAGCCUCGGCCUCGGCGUCCUCGGAUGAUGAAGGCAGUCAGGAUGAAUCCUUAGACUCCAAGAGUUUGCCAUCAGAUGAGACUGUAAAGGACCGUGCCUCCACAGGCAGAGUAGUCGCUGGUCAGAUAUUUCUUGAUUCAGAAGAGUUAGAAUUAGAGUCCUCCAUUCAAGAAGGGGAAGACAGCCUCAAGAGCCAAGAGGGAGAAAGUGUCACUGAAGAAAUUAGCUUUCUAGAAUCUACAAAUCCAGACAAGGACUAUGAAGAACCAAAGAAAGUACGGAAACCAGGUAGUCUCCACAUUUUCUUUGUUUUGCCUGAUUUAGGAAAGAGGCAACUGAAAUUUUAAAACUGUGAGUACAGAAAGAUGCUGAUGAAGGCUGAUCUUACUGAUUAUCAACUACGUACAAUAUAUAGAGUAUAGUCUUACAGAUUUUAGUACAUCAGAAUUACUUAUAAGAUUUGACCCAUGUUACAUGAACUAAAUUCAAUAGAUAAAACUGCAUGUUUUAUCAUAACAUUUCUUUUUGGAUACCAGCAUCUCUUUUUCUCAGACAGAAAUUUUUUUAAUU
Castor canadensis (American beaver) is the source of this 696-nucleotide messenger RNA. NCBI's taxonomy places the organism in Eukaryota, Metazoa, Chordata, Mammalia, Rodentia, Castoridae. The record is from RefSeq and is a predicted model, not a curated record.